Molecule: messenger RNA, 1224 nt
Organism: Papaver somniferum (opium poppy)
Lineage: Eukaryota; Viridiplantae; Streptophyta; Magnoliopsida; Ranunculales; Papaveraceae
Product: transcription termination factor MTEF1, chloroplastic-like
Exons: 1
Coding region: 97-1065 (322 amino acids)
Biological process (GO): regulation of DNA-templated transcription
Molecular function (GO): double-stranded DNA binding
Source: RefSeq, a predicted model, not a curated record
GAUACAUCCGAGACGAGCACUAUCUCUUUAUUCCCUUUCUCUUCUCUUCUCUUCUCCCCCCUUUCUCUUCUCUUCUCCCCAAAUGCUAGUUUCAAAAUGAUAAUUCGUCUACAAAUUCUUCCUCAAACCCUAAUCCCUAAUUUUCCAGAAUUACGUUCUUCACCAAAAAUUCUCAAAACCCCUAAUAACCCUAGAAACAAUAAUCAUAACUCUCAACUCCUUCAAGGAUUUACUCCUCUCAAAUCAAGAACAACAUCACCUCCAUUACCAACAAUUAUUGGUUCUGAUUCAGGUCUUUUAUUCCGUGAAAAACUUAUCUAUCUCGAGAAACUCAAUAUAGAUUCACGAAAAGCAUUAGAACAAAACCCUAAUUUUCGUUCUGUUUCGUUGGAUUCAAUCAAAUCAGUGGAGAAAUGUUUGUAUUCAAUGGGGAUUGAACGUUCUGAUAUGGGUAGAAUCUUCGGUAUGCAUCCUCAACUUCUUACUUGUGAUAUACAUACUGAUUUGUACCCAGUUUUUGAAUUUUUGCUUAAUGAUGUUAAAAUUUCUUUUAGUGAGAUUCGUAAAUCUGUUAUUCGAUGCCCUAGAUUGUUAAUUUGUAGUGUUCGUGAUCAAUUAAGGCCGACUUUGUAUUUUCUGAGAAGAUUAGGGUUUGUAGGACAAAAUGCAAUUUCAUGUCAGACUACACUUUUGUUAGUUUCGAGUGUUGAAGAUACGCUUAUACCUAAGCUUGAUUAUCUUCAGAGUGUGGGGUUUACAUAUAGAGAGACUAUUAAAAUGGUGUUAAGAUCACCUGGUCUGUUAACCUUUAGUGUUGCUAACAAUUUUAAGCCGAAAGUAGAGUAUUUCUUGAAUGAGAUGGAAGGGGAUUUGGGCGAGUUGAAGAAAUUUCCACAGUACUUUUCUUUUAGUUCAGAGGGAAAGAUAAAGCCACGACAUAGGCUUUUGGUUGAGCAUGGGUUGUCACUUUCUUUAUCAGAGAUGUUGAAGGUUAGUGAUGGGGAAUUCAGUGAUCGUUUGAUGGAGAUGAGAUUGCGGACUAUUAACGGGGAAUUGUCUUUGUAAGUUCCAGUUAUUUUCUGUACUUACACUAUAUAAAUUAAUCAAUGUAUGUAAGUUUUUUGAUGAACUUGACUGAAUUGUUAUCUGUGCGAGUUAUUUGCAUGUAUUUUUGAUUUGCUAUGAAGUGCUUAUCCUGUUCUGUUAUCAUUGUUCCUUAUUGUA